Molecule: messenger RNA, 1983 nt
Organism: Durusdinium trenchii
Lineage: Eukaryota; Dinophyceae; Suessiales; Symbiodiniaceae
Source: the annotation of a GenBank genome assembly
GAGGUCCGUCGGGCAGACAGCCAGGAGCCCUUGAGGGACGCCACGAGCAGUGGCGCCGGCGCCUCACCAGUGGACAUGGCUGUGAUUUGGGUGAAGAAGGCGGCCAAGGGCAGUACGCAGUGGACGGAUAUCGGCACAAAGCGACAGCUGUCCCACUAUAAGUUCCGGAAGAGGCUGAAGCCCCUCACGGUGCUGAUCAAGUUUCUCUACUUGGGCUUAGCCUUUGUAGAGGUGCCUUCCUGGUGCCUGGUGAAGGACUAUUGUCUUGAGAAGGAUGGGAUUUACAGCUGGAAGAUCCUUCAGUUGCCUUUCCAAGUCUCCAACGGGAUCGAUGCUCGUCCCAAACGAGCCUUCCGGGUGUGCCGCGUGUGUCGGCCGUUGAUUCUCAUGUGCGCCACGAAGUUCCUGCGACGGACGCUCAACCGCUUGUGGUUGGCAUUCGUGGACUUCUGGACGGUCCUAGCUUCCUUGGCUUUGUGCGUGAUCUUCUUCGUUUGGCUGGGUAUCGUGAUCUUCGCACGGACCAAGGAGGGUGAGAAUCACUUCGACGAGUGGUCGCAGUCGGCGGCCUCGUUGUGGAUCCUCUUCACCACGGCCAACUUCCCCGAUGUGAUGGUGGAUUCCUACACCAACGUCCGCAUGUCCUUCUUCUUUUUCUUCUUCUAUUUGGUCAUCUCGCUUUAUUUGUUGAACAAUAUCUUGCUGGCGGCGGUAUACGAUGCCUACAAAGAUCAGCUUCGGAACCAACUCCAGACCUUCUACCGCAAGCAGAGCUACUCCAUUGACCGGGCCUUCCAACUCCUCGCUGACCAUUCAGCACCACCGGGCCUCAACACGCGCCACGCCCGCGCGGGCCCGAACGAGCUGGCAGAACGUGAUCCAGAGCUGGUAGGAUCCGAAGAACAGGAUCGAGAAGCAGGUGUUGCCGCGACUUGCAUUGGCAGCAAGAGAGAUCAUAGCUUUGUUCAGCAGCAGGCACUGCAAACCUUCCAAGCACUGGACAGUGACGGCAGCAGCUGUAUCACCAAAGAUGAGUUCAAACUGGUUGUCCAUGUGCUGUCCGAUCCCCAAAUCUAUAUUCCUUUGCGGCCCCUGCCGGAAGCGUCGAGUACAACCUGGGGCCGCCGCUUGCGCUUCCUUUUCCAAAAAGGCAUUGCGUGGCGGCACCGUCGCCUGCCCUGGUGGAUGGUGGUGGACUUUGUAGUGUUUCUGGAGAUUGCUUUGGCUUUUGGGCAGACGUGUAUUUUUGUCUCCCCGGUGGGUGGGAAAUUCAACGAUCAGCCGUUGGCGCCACGGAGCAUUUGGUUUCGACUGCUGUCCCUGACCACGGGCUUUGUCUUUGUGAACAUGAUCUUGCAAAUCGUGACCUUUGGCUUGGACCGCUUUUGGAAUAGACGCCGUUUGCGGCAUCGAUUUGAUCUCCUGAGCAUUUCGGCACUCUGUGGCUUGGAGAUCGCCAGCUGUUGCUUCUCUUCUCCUCCAGACUACCUCUUGCGGACUCUGCUGGUGCUCCACAUUUCUCGGGGCAUUUGCUUGACCGAGCACGUGCCACCCUUGCGCUAUUUGGCGGCCAUGGUGGCUCACCUGGUGCCGGUCUAUAGCCAGCUAGGCCUUUUGCUCUUCUUGGUCUACUACAUCUUCGCCACGGUCGGUGUCCAACUCUUUGGUGGUUUGAUCGAUGUGCACAACCCAAACCUCGACCACACCGGCUUCGCCGAAGCCCAGUAUUGGCCGUUGAAUUUUAAUGACUUCCUCUCUGCCUUGGUGACCCUGUUCUGCUUGAUGGUAGUGAACAAUUGGUACGUGGUGGCGGAUGGCUUUAUGGCGGUGACCAGCAACUACAGUGCUAUCUUCUUUGUGUGUUUCUUCGUGAGCGUCAACCUGGUGGUCCUGAAUAUCCUCAUGACCCUCAUUUUGGAGAGCCUCUUGGACGUCAAAAGAUGGGAAACAGGCACUCAGGAAGCGGAACCGCUGCCUAAAUAG